AGUGAACUUCAUUUCCUUUUUGAGUUUACAGACGAGCUGAAUGUGUAAUGUGCAGUUAGCCUUAAAACUUGCAAUCAAUCAACUAUUUUUAAGCUGACAAAGAGCUAGUGUCAGUCAUGUUUGAUGGCCCAGGGGGUUUUGAGGUGGAGGAGGAUGAUGAGUGCUGGGCACGGCUGGAAGACUACAGAAUGCUUCUCAUCAAGACCAUUGAGCCCUCAAGAAUAACACCUUAUCUGAGACAAUGUAAAGUGCUGAGCAGCGAAGACGAAGAACAGAUCUACAAUGACCCCAGUCUGGUUAUCAGGCGUAGAAAAGUUGGAGUGCUGCUGGACAUAUUACAAAGAACUGGCCUCAAAGGAUAUGAAGCAUUUCUAGAGAGUUUGGAGCUAGACUACCCAGAUGUGUACCGCAAAAUCACUGGCAAAGAGCCUGCUAGGGUCUUCUCUGUACUUAUUGACACGGCCGGUGAAUGUGGCCUCACUCAGUUCCUCAUGAGCGAGGUCUCUCGCCUACAGAAGCUCGCACAAGACGAAAGGAGCAAGCGACUCGAAGUGUCUGCGCAGAUGGCGGAGCAGCUAGACACCAUCCGCCAGCUGCAGCUGUGUGAGAGCGAACUGCACAAACAGCAGGACCGCGUGCAGCGCAUCCGAGAGGAGCGCGAGCGCACGUGCGAGGAGGCGCGUAAACUGAGAGAUGAGAAUUACCGACUGAUGCACAACCUGACCCGCCUGAGCGAGGACAAAAACUGCGCACUCAUGUGUAACAGAGACCUCCAGCUCGAGAUUGAGAAAUUGAAACACAGCUUGAUGAAUGCAGAAAGUGACUCAAAGAUCCAACGGAAAAAAACAAUAACCUUAAAGAAUGCGAUGGAGCAGAGACCAAGUCCUGAGCUGAUCUGGCAGAUGCAGAGAGAAAAUGACCUCCUUACAGCUCACAUACAGGAGCUCGAAAAUGCUUCCAAGGUCCCAACUUUGGAGCAUGAAAAACUUGAUUCACAGUCAUUAGAGGAAUUCAAGCAACAAAGUCAGGCACAACACCAGGAGCUGGUGAAUAAUCUCUACAAUCUAAGGAGAGACCUACAUGACGCAGAAGAGCUGCGUGAUAAGUAUCGACAGGAGAAGGAUGAGUUAGAACUGAAGUGCAUAAUGCUAAAAAAGGACUCCAAAAUGUACCGUGAUCGAAUGGAAGACAUUCUGAAGCAGCUGGAAGAAGUCAUCAAAGAAAGAGACAAGGCUAUUUGUACAAGAGAGGAGUACCAUUUGGAGAACUCAAAAAAUCUCCAAGACAAAGACCAGUACCGCAAACAGAUCCGGGAGAUGGGAGAGCGUUAUGAUGAGCUACAAGUCCAGUUGUUUCGAGCUCAAGGAGAAGUGCUUGCUUUUCAGUCAAAGCUUCGCAAACAGAAAAACCCAAUUCAAGUGAACUCAGAAGAAAGCUCCUUGCCGAGUUCAUUUGAGAUGAAAAGUCAGACUAGUGAGGAGGAGUCCAGGGAAAGGGGUGAAAAGGAUAUGAGUGAAGGGUCACAGAGCCAGACAUCUGGAGAGUACAAUUAUUCAGAGAAGAUGUUCUCUGAGGAGGACAUAUCAGCUAACUGCAGACUUAAAGGAAAAAACUUUCAUUAUAGGAGGAAACGUGCCUUAAGAACCAAAAAAUUCACAGACAAAGAGAGUGUGCAUUGCAUACUGGACAACACUACUGGGAGUGAUACGGACGGGUUGUGACAUACAGCUUUGGACAAGGAGACGAAAUGUGGCCACCUUUGAAGGCAUAUUAAAAUGCAAUUUAAUGAUAAUCCAACAUUGUUCUGCAUCCAGUGACCCCUAAAACCU
Carassius carassius (crucian carp) is the source of this 1829-nucleotide messenger RNA. RefSeq names its product caspase recruitment domain family, member 9 (gene card9). The record is from RefSeq and is a predicted model, not a curated record. The coding region runs from base 117 to 1721 and encodes 534 amino acids. Lineage: Eukaryota; Metazoa; Chordata; Actinopteri; Cypriniformes; Cyprinidae. The transcript has 12 exons. Gene Ontology annotation, biological process: positive regulation of canonical NF-kappaB signal transduction; regulation of apoptotic process.